Salvia splendens (bonfire salvia) is the source of this 1002-nucleotide messenger RNA. Its product is annotated as guanine nucleotide-binding protein subunit gamma 2. The transcript has 4 exons. NCBI's taxonomy places the organism in Eukaryota, Viridiplantae, Streptophyta, Magnoliopsida, Lamiales, Lamiaceae. The record is from RefSeq and is a predicted model, not a curated record. Bases 507 to 806 code for a protein of 99 amino acids. Gene Ontology annotation, biological process: G protein-coupled receptor signaling pathway.
UUGGAUCUCUACCAGAUCACUCUCCUCUAAAAAAAUACUAGUAUUACUACUAGUAGUUAGAUUAAAGUGAAAGAAAAUCAUUAGCACACCAAUAAAAGAACAAAAUUAGUGGGCAUGCAAUAAUUUGUUCACUACAAUACUAAGCACUGGGAAUGGAUGAGACAAGAAAAAGACACAAAUUCAUAUGACUCUUCAUGAUUUGAUUCAUCAAUUAAAAGGCAAUCAAGCAAGCAAAGUACCUUUCUGUGAUAUUUCUCGAUUUGAUAACUUAUGGCUUCCACAAACCUUAAACAACGCCCACAUAAAUCCAAACACUAAAACCCAACCCUUUUUUCACGAUUGAAAUUAAUCUUCCCUCUCUAUGAGAUGCAAUUGGUAGUUCAACUGAUCACGAAGCUGCCAUUUUCUCAAAAUGGCCUUUUAGGAUAAAUCCGCAACCACAAUUGUGGAGUGCCCAUUUCUUACUUUUUUGUUUUUUUGAGGCGGGGUUUCAAUUCAGGGACAAAAUGCAAUCAGGGAGUUCAGGUGAAGUGCGAUCGGGUGUUGGAGCAGCAGAUACUCGAGGGAAACACAGGAUAUCUGCGGAAUUGAAGAGACUAGAACAAGAAAUUCGUUUCUUGGAGGAAGAAUUGGAACAACUUGAGAAAACGGAGAACGCCUCGGCAGCUUGCAAAGAGAUGCUUAUCAAUAUCGAAACAAGACCAGAUCCUUUGCUCCCAGAGACCACGGGCCCAGUAAAUCCGAUCUGGGACAGAUGGUUUGAAGGCCCCCCGGAGUCUUCAGGCUGCAGGUGCUGGAUACUAUGAUAUACAUAGCCACGAAAUCGAGUUCCAAGCAUCAGCUUCGUCUUAUAACCAGCACGUUAACAACAUCAGACCGUUUGUUCGAUGCAGAGCAAUAUAGUGCCCAGAAAAUAGCCAUGCCUUCCAAGUUCCAACUGUGUAUUAAACAGACAAAGAUGCAAGUUUUCUACUCCAAUUCAUUUGCCAAAGUUUUAUUUAA